AUGGCCGACAGCUUCCGAAACGCGAUGAUCAAUCGGGCGCUUGGCGAUAUCAAGAACGCAAGUCCCUUCGAUAACCUGCAAUUCCUCGUUGAAUCUAAUGUCAUCACCUCCGCACAACACGAUGCCGUCUUGGCGCAAAUCCCCGUCUCCGCUGAGAACAGCAGCCGCGCACUUGCCGCAGUGCCUACCCAACAACUCGCUCAGAUGAACAUCAAGAGCGAGCCCACGCCGCCUCCAGAGAAGAAAGCCAGCAAUGUGGGCUACUAUGCCGACAACACUGCCAAUGCGCCUCCACCAGCCUACCCAUCGGUCCCCGCGACCCCCGCUGGACCCCCAGUCCUCGCAUAUGCAUCAGCAAUGUACCAAUACAAUGCUCAAGACGCCGGUGAUUUAGCACUCAUGCCUAACGACAAGAUUACUGUGUCAGAGUAUAUGAACAACGAGUGGUGGAAGGGACGCAACGAGCGCACUGGCAUGGAGGGUAUCUUCCCGGCCAGCUACGUACGGACGGAAGAGAAGAGCAUGGUACCUGCCGCUGCGCCAGCAGCGCCAGCUCCCAGUAAUUAUGGAAACAUGCCGCUUGAUGUUGCGCAAGGCGCCCAGCAACCGCCACACGAGCCCAGCAAGUUUGAACAGAAUGGCAAGAAGUUUGGUAAAAAGCUAGGCAAUGCUGCAAUCUUUGGAGCUGGCCACGGUUGGAAGCAAGCUCGUGAACGGAAUCUUUUAGAGAUACCUCGCAACUCCAGCUACUAUGAGUUGAUGCAAUCCAGGAUCGUGUCAAUGGACCGGGCCUAUGCAAAUUGA
Messenger RNA from Plenodomus lingam JN3, 804 nucleotides. The record is from RefSeq and is a predicted model, not a curated record. Lineage: Eukaryota; Fungi; Ascomycota; Dothideomycetes; Pleosporales; Leptosphaeriaceae.